Molecule: messenger RNA, 387 nt
Organism: Caenorhabditis remanei
Lineage: Eukaryota; Metazoa; Nematoda; Chromadorea; Rhabditida; Rhabditidae
Exons: 3
Coding region: 1-387 (128 amino acids)
Source: RefSeq, a predicted model, not a curated record
AUGAAUGUUUUCGAUUUGAAGCAUAAUAUGACUCCGUCGAGGAAAGAUGGAGACUCCACGGAGUUCUCAGCUCUGGAUGGUGUUGCAGACCCGUUUUUUUUGGGUCUAACCAUAUUAAAGAAAUUUUUUGGCGUUGUCUUAUUUACAAACACUGGAGCCAAUGAGUACAUGACGGCGAUUCCAAUCGGGUUAGACAUUGAUGAUAACGUAUUCGCAAUAGCUCUUUCAUUAUCCGCAAACCAAUCCAGAAAUCCAGCGUCCAUUCGUCGAUCCCAGCAAAAUGUUCCGAAUGAAGCCAAUGAGGUAGAAGUGUCGACCAGUAGAAUGUAUCCCUCCAGAGCAGAUGUAGUCUACGAAUGCAUUGCAGUGCCCAUUGAGAAAUUGUAA